Messenger RNA from Paraphaeosphaeria sporulosa, 638 nucleotides. RefSeq names its product translation initiation factor eIF-5A. The transcript is spliced from 4 exons. Gene Ontology annotation, molecular function: RNA binding; translation elongation factor activity; ribosome binding. Gene Ontology annotation, biological process: positive regulation of translational elongation; positive regulation of translational termination. Lineage: Eukaryota; Fungi; Ascomycota; Dothideomycetes; Pleosporales; Didymosphaeriaceae. The record is from RefSeq and is a predicted model, not a curated record. Bases 89 to 577 code for a protein of 162 amino acids.
AUAAGGAGCCUCUGCCCACCCCACCUCGCACGACCACAUCCCCGACAGCCUCUUCCUCACCCCCGCCGCAUUUCACUCAUUAAUCACCAUGGCCGACGACGCGCAGCAUGAGCACACCUUCGAGAGCGCCGAUGCCGGUGCCUCGACCACGUACCCCAUGCAGUGCUCUGCGCUGAGGAAGAACGGCUUCGUGUGCAUCAAGAACCGCCCCUGCAAGAUCGUCGAGAUGUCCACCUCCAAGACGGGCAAGCACGGCCACGCCAAGGUCCACUUGGUCGCCAUCGACAUCUUCACCUCCAAGAAGCUCGAGGAGUUGUGCCCGUCCACCCACAACAUGGACGUGCCCAACGUCCGCCGCCAGGAAUACCAGCUCCUCGACGUGACCGACGACGGUUUCCUCUCCCUCAUGUCCGACGACGGCUCCACCAAGGAGGACGUCAAGCUCCCCGAUGGCGAGGUUGGUGACAAGAUCAGCAAGCUCUUCACCGAGGACGGCAAGGACACCAACGUCAUUGUCCUCACUGCUAUGGGUGAGGAGGCUGCCAUUGACGCCAAGGAGGCUCCCAAGACUGGUUAAAUGCUCAGUGUUGGACGGCCUGGGUCAGAAAAGUUGUGUAGCGGUCAAUUCAAAAGCAGGG